UUGCCCGGCACCUUGGGCGAGGAGUUCGGAGCCGCCCCACCGCAGAGCCCACGGCCCGCCGAGCGCGAGCGACGCAGGUGUCCGAGUCCCGGCGCCGCGGCCGCCAUCUCUGCCUUCCGCGUGGGUUGGACCCGGGCAACGAGGUCUCCUUCCUACUUUGGAAACUGAAGGGACUGCGACGUAAACCAGUUCCACAUAUGAGUGAAAUCACAUGGUCUACUUCUCUGAAGUAAGAUGACUUGUCAAAAUUUCUGUGUGGCUUUGUUACAUUGGGAAUUUAUUUAUUUGACAACUGCAUUUAACUUGGCAUAUCCAAUCACUCCCUGGAGAUUUAAGCUGUCUUGCAUGCCAACAAAUACAACCUAUGACUUCCUCUUGCCAACCGGAAUCUCAAAGAAUACUUCCAAUUUGAGUGAACAUUAUGAGGCAGUUGUUGAAGCUAAAUUGAAUUCGAGUACUACCUACUUUUCUAACUUAUCUUCCAAAACAACUUUCCACUGUUGCUUUUGGAGCAAGGAAGAUAAAAACUGUUCUGUACAUGCAGACAACAUUGAAGGGAAGGCAUUUGUUUCAACAGUGAAUUCUUUAGUUUUUCAACAAAUAGGUGCAAACUGGAACAUACAGUGCUGGAUGAAAGAGGACUUGAAAUUAUUCAUCUGUUAUAUGGAGACAUUAUUUAAGACUCCUUUCAAUACUUAUGACCUUAAGGUCCACCUUUUAUAUAUUCUGCCUGAAGCGUUAGAAGAGUCACCUCUGGUCCCCCAGAAAGGCCGUUUUCAGAUUGUUCAGUGCAACUGCAGUGCUCACGACAGCUGUGAAUGCCAUGUGCCUGUGCCAGCCGCCAAACUCAACCACACUCUCCUUCUGUAUUUGAAAAUCACGUCUGGUGGAAUAAAUUUUCAAUCACCUCUAAUGUCAGUUCAGCCCAUAAAUGUUGUGAAGCCUGAUCCCCCAUUAGGUUUACAUAUGGAAAUCACAGAUGCUGGCAAUUUAAAGAUUUCUUGGUCCAGCCCAACAUUGGUACCAUUUCAACUUCAAUACCAAGUGAAAUAUUCAGAGAAUUCUUCAACAAAUAUGAGAAAAGCUGAUGAAAUUGUCUCAGCUACAUCUCUGCUGAUAGACAGUGUGCUUCCUGGGUCUUCAUACGAGGUUCAAGUGAGGGGAAAGAGACUGGAUGGCCCAGGAACCUGGGGUGACUGGAGCACCCCUCUUACCUUUACCACACAAGAUGUCAUAUACUUUCCACCUAAAAUUCUGACAAGUGUCGGGUCUAACGUUUCUUUUCACUGCAUUUAUAAAAACGAAAACGAGAUUGUUUCCUCAAAAAAGAUUGUUUGGUGGCUGAAUUUAGCUGAGAAAAUCCCUCCAAGCCAGUAUACCGUGGUGGGUGACCGUGUUAGCAAAGUCACCUUUCCAAAUUUGAAUGCGACCAAGCCUCGCGGGAAGUUCACCUACGACGCAGUGUACUGCUGCAACCAGCAGGAAUGCCACCAUCGCUAUGCGGAGUUAUACGUGAUUGAUGUCAAUAUCAAUAUAUCAUGUGAAACUGAUGGGUACUUAACUAAAAUGACUUGCAGAUGGUCGACCAAUGCAAUCCAAUCACUCAUGGGAAGUACUUUGCAGUUGAGGUAUCAUAGGAGCAGCCUUUACUGUUCUGAUGUUCCAUCUAUUCAUCCCAUAUCUGAACCCAAAGAUUGCCAUUUGCAGAGAGAUGGUUUUUAUGAAUGCAUAUUUCAGCCAAUCUUUCUAUUAUCCGGCUAUACAAUGUGGAUUAAAAUCAAUCACUCUUUGGGUUCACUUGACUCUCCACCAACGUGUGUUGUUCCUGAUUCCGUGGUGAAACCACUGCCUCCAUCCAGUGUGAAAGCAGAAAUUACUGUAAAAAUUGGAUUAUUGAAAAUAUCUUGGGAAAAGCCAGUCUUUCCAGAGAAUAAUCUUAAGUUCCAGAUUCGCUAUGGCUUAAAUGGAAAAGAAGUACAGUGGAAGAUGUAUGAGGUAUAUGAUGCAAAAUCAAAGUCAGCCAGUGUCCUGGUGCCAGACCUGUGUGCAGUCUAUGCUGUUCAGGUGCGCUGCCGGAGGCUGGAUGGCCUGGGGUAUUGGAGUAAUUGGAGUAGUCCCGCCUACACAGUUGUCAUGGAUAUAAAAGUUCCUACCAGAGGACCUGAAUUUUGGAGAAUAAUUAAGGAAGACACCACUAAAAAGGAGAGAAAUGUUACUUUACUUUGGAAGCCUCUGAUGAAAAAUGACUCAUUGUGCAGUGUGAGAAAAUAUGUGGUAAAACAUCAUACUUCCCGCAAUGGAACAUGGUCAGAAGAUGUGGGAAAUCACACUAAAUUCACUUUCCUGUGGACAGAACAAGCACAUUCUGUUACAGUUCUGGCUGUCAAUUCAAUUGGUGCUUCUUUUAUGAAUUUUAAUUUAACCUUCUCAUGGCCUAUGAGCAAAGUAAAUACCGUGCAGUCACUCAGUGCUUAUCCUUUAAACAACAGUUGUGUGCUUCUCUCCUGGACUCUAUCACCCAGUGACUACUAUCUGAUGUAUUUUGUUACUGAGUGGAAAAUUCUUAAUGAAGAUAGUGAAAUUAAAUGGCUUAGGAUCCCUCCAUCUGUUAAGAAGUAUUAUAUCCACGAUCACUUUAUCCCCAUUGAGAAGUAUCAAUUCAGUCUUUACCCAGUAUUUAUGGAAGGAGUGGGGAAACCAAAGAUAAUUAAUAGUUUCACCCAAGAUGACAUUGAAAAACACCAGAAUGAUGCAGGGCUAUAUGUAAUUGUGCCAAUAAUUAUUUCCUCUUCGAUCUUACUGCUUGGAACAUUGUUAAUAUCACACCAAAGAAUGAAAAAGCUGUUUUGGGAAGAUGUUCCAAACCCCAAGAACUGUUCCUGGGCACAAGGACUUAAUUUUCAGAAGCCAGAAACAUUUGAGCAUCUUUUUAUCAAGCAUACAGAAUCAGUGAUAUUUGGUCCUCUUCUUUUGGAGCCUGAAACCAUUUCAGAAGAUAUCAGUGUUGACACAUCAUGGAAGAAUAAAGAUGAGGUGGUACCAACAGCUAUGGUCUCUCUGCUUUUGACAGCUCCGGAUCUUGAAAAGGGUUCUCUUUGUAUCUGUGACCAGCACACCAGUGCUAACUUCUCUGAGUUGGAAAGCACCGUGAUAGCCCGUGAGGAUGAAAGCAGGAGGCCGCCCUCUGUUAGAUAUGCCACCCUCCUCGGCAGCUCUAAAUCAAGUGAAAUUGUUGAAGAGCAAGGGCUUAUAAACAGCUCAGUCAGCAAAUGCUUCUCUAGCAAAAAUUCUCUACCAAAGGGUUCUUUUUCUAACAGCUCAUGGGAGAUAGAAACCCAGGCAUUUUUUAUAUUAUCAGAUCAGCAUCCCGAUAAAAUUUCACCACACCUUCCAUUCUCAGAAGGAUUGGAUGAACUUUUGAAACUUGAGGGAAAUUUCCCUGAAGAAAAUAAUGGUGAAAGGUCUGUCUAUUAUUUAGGGGUCACCUCAAUCAAAAAAAGAGAGAGUGGUGUGUUUUUGACUGACGAGUCCCAAGUGCUGUGUCCGUUCCCAGCCCACUGUUUAUUCACUGACAUCAGAAUCCUCCAGAACAGUUGCUCACACCUUGUAGAAAAUAACUUCAAUUUAGGAACUUCUGGUCAGAAGACUUUUGUAUCUUACAUGCCUCAGUUUCAGAUUUGUCCCACUCAGACUCAGAAUAUAAUGGAAAACAAAAUGUGUGACCUAACUGUCUAAUUUCACUCAAGAAUCUUCUCAGAUUUAUGUUAGAAUGAAUCAUGUGAAGUGUAAUAUAUGUCACUAUGGUUGUGGAUAUGGGAGAGGAAAGAAAACCGUCAAAAUUGGAAAUGAUUGUCCCCAAAUCAGUGGUAUCUGUCCUCACUCAGUAAGGUAGACAAAAAAUGUGAGAAAGCCUUCAAGAGCCUGGCAAUGUAGACUGACUCUUCUAAUGAUUCCAUUAAUAAGCUCCACUGGGGAGGUCUCCAAUAGCUCGUUUCUAGCUGGAAACAAGCCCAACAAAUAUCAUCUUUUGGGAACAUUAGACCUGUGUAGAAAGAGCUAAUCUUCUCAGUUACACCUAAGUUUUGAAAGAAGACUUCAAACUGAUACUUGUGAGAUGUAACUUGCUUCGAGGGUGUGGUUGUUUUACGUUGAGUUGUCUUUGUUUUCCACUCAUUUGCACAUACACCCGUUUAUACCUAAGAGGCAUCCUCGUACAUUUUUAAAGUAUGUGGUGUAUUUGUAUUUUGUGCUACUUGACUGUGUGAUUUUAAGAUUUUGCAAUUUAACAAACUUGUCCCCAGCAUUUACUCUGUGGUAGGCACUCCACUAAAUGUUGCAGAGAAGUAAAAGAUUUAGCUCUGGCCUAGGGGAUAUACUUCUGAAGACUGACAAGUUAAACCCCCAAGAACAAAGAUGAAGAAAACAAGUCAAGAUGUGCUUAUCAGUAACAGCAGAGGCCUCCUGUUGGAGCCCUGUAUUUUCAUUUGUGGAUGAGCUACAUAUGGACAAGAAGAAUGGGAGCAGAUACUCUUCUAUUUUUAAACCUAGUUUCAAGUAGUAAGAAGACUUGGAUUAAAUUUGCAAACCAGAGGGUGAUCCUGGACCUAGAAUAAGGUUUGAUGACACCAUGAGCUGCUACCUUCUCUCAUUCCUUUCCAAUAAAGCCAACUCCCUCUUUCCAAAUAUCAAACAUAUGGUCACAUUCCCUUAGGAAUAUUCAUCUUGACGACUCAAAAGCUAAGAGGAGAUAAACUUCCUCCACAAACUGAUACCAGAUUCCGAAGUUACUUUGAUUGGCUCAGGAUCCAGGCUGGGCCAUAAGAGCUGUACCUAUGGGGCUCACCUGGAGUUGGACAACAUGCUGAAUGGAUCAGGACAUGCUGCAGCCCUAUGUCACCUAGACGUGGAUUUCGGAAAGAGACCUCUUUCCAAAUUCUUUCCGUUACUUUUUAAAAGACAUUUGUUCCACUUUUAAGGGUCAUCUUGAUAGUUACAGACUUUUCCAAACUAUUUAUUAUUGAGAAAACACAUUCUCAAAUUUAAAACACAAAAUUUUUAAAAUGGUCCACUCCACUAUGAUGAAAAGAAGCUGCAUUUGAGGGGGAAAAAAUGUAAACACAGUUACCAGAAAAAAAAAAAAGAAGAAACAUUUACAAAAGGGAACUAGAGAAGUCACUAGUUUUAUUUUUUCGUGAACAACUAAUUUAAAAUGGUAAAGCACUCCCGCACUGAAUCACAAUGUGGGGGGAGCAGUUGAGAAUUCAAAGGUCUGGAUUAGAACUGAGAUAUUAUUCCACGUAUUUGUAUAAGCAUCAAGAAAUUGUUUUCAUGGGUUCUUAUAUUGAACAAAUUAUUUUUAUACAAAGUUUAUCACUCAAUAUUUAUUUUGGAAAGCUGCUGAAGAUAUCUAUUUUUCAAAAUUAUACUUAGGAUGUUUCGCAUUAAAUUCAAUUUUGUGAGGCUCUUUGACGGGAUAUUUUAAAUAACGUUCAUUCGAAAACCCUAGAACUGAGAAAGAAUUUGGAAAAUUAUCUAAUUUUGUAGUGAAAUACCUAGAUUGCAGAUACUGUACUUUUAAAACUUGUCAUUAAGUACUUGGCAUGCGGUGAACACUUUCUCUUUAGCCACAAUUGGUACAUUAAUAAAUGUUAUAAACACAAGUGCUGAGAUGUGAUCACCAAUUGUUUUAUAAAAUGUAAUUAUUCUAAUUCUCCUUUAUGUCCCUAAAGUCAUAAAGAAGGAAAGUAAAUCAUGACUGAAUAUUUUCAUUUUUUUAUCGUCAGCAAUCAUGAGCAAAGACAGAAUUUUGAGAAAUUGAAUGUCCAAAUAGUUACUAUGAAUUUAAGUUAUUUUAGAAUUAUUUUAUCUAUUAUAUGAUUACUUUCAGCAAAGAUUUGAAAAUACAAAGAAAUAAUCUUUGUAGUUUAUAUAGUUAAUAUAAAAUUUUUAUACAUUGUUAGCCUUUACAGGGAGCCUGUUUCUCCUUCUCCUCCCUGCUUGUGCUCUCUCUCUCUCUCUG
Zalophus californianus (California sea lion) is the source of this 6019-nucleotide messenger RNA. It is a transcript of the gene LEPR, whose product is annotated as leptin receptor. NCBI's taxonomy places the organism in Eukaryota, Metazoa, Chordata, Mammalia, Carnivora, Otariidae. The record is from RefSeq and is a predicted model, not a curated record. The transcript has 22 exons. Gene Ontology annotation, biological process: cytokine-mediated signaling pathway. Bases 235 to 3735 code for a protein of 1166 amino acids. Gene Ontology annotation, molecular function: cytokine receptor activity; protein binding. Gene Ontology annotation, cellular component: external side of plasma membrane.